GUGCUGGAGCAGACGAGGAAAGCUCGAGGUUGGGCACAGGCACAGAUAACCUAACCGCGCCAGGGCAAGACCAGCCACUGUUCAACCCUGACACGUCACCCCUGCUUCGGUGUGGGUUCCCAGAUGCACUAGGGGGCAGUGAGAGCCUCGCAUCCCAGGUUGGCUACUGCUGGCGGCGGCAGGUCCCCACCAGGAGCCUCUGACGCCGCCUGCUUCCCCACGCAGCGAGGGUGUCUGUGUGCGGCCACUUCCCUCUGCCGCCGCCUCGCCGCACCUCACCCAGGCGCUGGGACCUUGGAGGACACCCUCCCCUCCCGCGCCACAGGCAGGAUGGGGGACGUGGCCAACAGUUCCAUCGAGUUCCACCCCAAACCCCAGCAGCAGCGGGAGGCCCCCCAUGCAGGGGGCUUUGGGUGCACACUGGCUGAGCUGCGCUCCCUCAUGGAGCUCCGAGGGGCCGAGGCGCUGCAGAAAGUCCAGGAAACCUACGGGGAUGUGGGCGGGCUCUGCAGGAGGCUGAAGACCUCACCCACGGAGGGCCUGGCCGACAACACCAAUGACUUGGAGAAGCGCAGGCAGAUCUACGGGCAGAACUUCAUCCCUCCCAAGCAGCCCAAGACCUUCCUACAGCUGGUAUGGGAGGCCCUGCAGGACGUGACCCUCAUCAUCCUGGAGGUGGCCGCCAUCGUAUCCCUGGGCCUCUCAUUCUAUGCGCCACCUGGAGAGGAGAGCGAAGCGUGCGGGAAUGUGUCGGCUGGGGCAGAAGACGAAGGGGAGGCCGAGGCGGGCUGGAUUGAGGGGGCCGCCAUCCUGCUGUCUGUCAUCUGCGUGGUCUUGGUCACGGCCUUCAACGACUGGAGCAAGGAGAAGCAGUUCCGGGGCCUGCAGAGCCGCAUCGAACAGGAGCAGAAGUUCACCGUCAUCCGGAACGGGCAGCUCCUGCAGGUCCCGGUGGCUGCGCUGGUGGUAGGGGACAUCGCCCAGGUCAAGUAUGGAGACCUGCUGCCCGCCGAUGGCGUGCUCAUCCAGGGCAAUGACCUCAAGAUUGACGAGAGCUCCCUGACGGGCGAGUCGGACCACGUGCGCAAGUCGGCAGACAAAGACCCCAUGCUGCUGUCAGGCACUCAUGUCAUGGAAGGUUCUGGAAGAAUGGUGGUGACAGCCGUUGGUGUGAACUCCCAGACAGGCAUCAUCUUUACCUUGCUUGGGGCUGGUGGAGAGGAGGAGAAGAAGGAUAAGAAAGGCAAGCAGCAGGAUGGGGCGAUGGAGAGUAGCCAGACCAAAGCUAAGAAGCAGGAUGGGGCAGUUGCCAUGGAGAUGCAGCCCCUGAAGAGCGCAGAAGGUGGGGAGACGGAGGAGCGGGAAAAGAAGAAAGCCAACGUGCCCAAGAAGGAGAAGUCGGUCCUUCAGGGAAAGCUCACCAAACUGGCUGUGCAGAUCGGGAAAGCAGGGCUGGUGAUGUCCGCCGUCACCGUCAUCAUCCUGGCCGUCUACUUUGUGAUCGAGACCUUCGUGGUGGAUGGCCGGGCGUGGCUGGCAGAGUGCACACCUGUCUACGUGCAGUACUUCGUCAAGUUCUUCAUUAUCGGUGUCACUGUGCUGGUUGUGGCUGUCCCAGAGGGCCUGCCUCUUGCUGUCACCAUCUCCUUAGCUUACUCUGUCAAGAAAAUGAUGAGGGACAACAACCUGGUCCGCCACCUGGACGCCUGUGAGACCAUGGGCAAUGCCACGGCCAUCUGCUCAGACAAGACAGGCACGCUCACCACCAACCGCAUGACCGUGGUGCAGUCCUACCUCGGGGACACCCACUAUAAAGAGGUUCCGGCCCCCAGCGCCCUGACCCCCAAGAUCCUCGACCUCCUGGUCCACGCCAUCUCCAUCAACAGUGCCUACACCACCAAAAUACUACCUCCAGAGAAGGAAGGCGCCCUCCCACGCCAAGUGGGCAACAAGACGGAGUGCGCUCUGUUGGGCUUCGUCCUGGACCUGAAGCAGGACUUCCAGCCCGUGCGGGAGCAGAUUCCUGAAGAUAAGCUUUACAAAGUGUACACCUUCAACUCGGUCCGCAAGUCCAUGAGCACAGUCAUACGCAUGCCCGACAGCGGUUUCCGCCUCUUCAGCAAGGGCGCCUCGGAGAUCCUGCUGAAAAAGUGCACCAACAUCUUAAACAGCAAUGGGGAGCUGCGCAGCUUUCGCCCUCGGGACCGGGACGACAUGGUGCAGAAGAUCAUCGAGCCGAUGGCCUGCGAUGGGCUCCGCACCAUCUGCAUCGCCUACCGGGACUUCUCCGCUGCCCAGGAGCCCGACUGGGACAACGAGAACGAGGUCGUGGGCGACCUCACCUGCAUAGCCGUUGUGGGCAUCGAGGACCCCGUGCGGCCCGAGGUCCCUGAAGCUAUCCGUAAAUGCCAGCGCGCUGGCAUUACAGUCCGCAUGGUGACUGGGGACAACAUCAACACGGCCCGCGCCAUUGCAGCCAAGUGCGGCAUCAUCCAGCCCGGGGAGGACUUCCUGUGCCUGGAGGGGAAGGAGUUCAACCGGCGGAUCCGAAACGAGAAAGGCGAGAUAGAACAGGAGCGUCUGGACAAGGUGUGGCCCAAGCUGAGGGUCCUUGCCCGAUCGUCUCCCACCGACAAGCACACUCUGGUUAAAGGGAUCAUCGAUAGCAACACCGGCGAGCAGCGGCAGGUGGUGGCCGUGACCGGGGAUGGCACCAACGAUGGGCCAGCCCUCAAGAAGGCGGACGUGGGCUUCGCCAUGGGCAUCGCGGGGACUGACGUGGCAAAGGAAGCCUCGGACAUCAUCCUGACGGACGACAACUUCACCAGCAUCGUCAAGGCCGUCAUGUGGGGCCGCAACGUCUACGACAGCAUCUCCAAGUUCCUGCAGUUCCAGCUGACGGUCAAUGUGGUGGCCGUGAUUGUGGCUUUCACGGGUGCCUGCAUCACUCAGGACUCUCCUCUCAAAGCCGUGCAAAUGUUGUGGGUGAACUUGAUCAUGGACACAUUCGCCUCUCUGGCCCUGGCAACAGAGCCGCCCACUGAGUCGCUGCUCCUGCGGAAGCCGUAUGGCCGGGACAAGCCCCUGAUCUCGCGGACCAUGAUGAAGAACAUUCUGGGCCACGCCGUCUACCAGCUCACCACCAUCUUCACGCUGCUGUUCGUCGGGGAGCUCUUCUUCGACAUUGACAGCGGGAGGAACGCGCCCCUGCACUCGCCGCCCUCCGAGCACUACACCAUCAUCUUCAACACCUUCGUCAUGAUGCAGCUCUUCAACGAGAUCAACGCCCGCAAGAUCCACGGCGAGCGCAACGUCUUCCACGGCAUCUUCGGCAACCCCAUCUUCUGCACCAUCGUGCUGGGCACCUUUGCCAUCCAGAUUGUCAUCGUGCAGUUCGGCGGAAAGCCCUUCAGCUGCUCGCCGCUGUCUACGGAACAGUGGCUCUGGUGCCUGUUUGUUGGUGUUGGGGAGCUGGUCUGGGGACAGGUCAUCGCCACCAUCCCCACCAGCCAGCUCAAGUGCCUGAAGGAAGCGGGGCACGGGCCCGGGAAGGACGAGAUGACUGACGAGGAGCUGGCUGAGGGCGAGGAAGAGAUCGACCACGCCGAGCGGGAGCUCCGCAGAGGCCAGAUCCUCUGGUUCCGGGGCCUCAACCGGAUCCAGACGCAGAUGGAGGUAGUGAGUACCUUCAAGAGAAGCGGUUCAUUUCAGGGUGCUGUGCGCCGGCGGUCCUCGGUCCUCAGCCAGCUCCAUGACGUAACCAAUCUUUCUACCCCUACUCACGUAAUUCUCUCUGCUGCCAAUCCCGCCAGUGCCGCUGGGAAUCCGGGUGGUGAAAGCUUUCCGUAGCUCCCUCUACGAAGGCCUGGAGAGACCCGAAUCCAAGACCUCCAUCCAUAAUUUCAUGGCGACGCCCGAGUUUCUGAUCAAUGACUACACACACAACAUCCCACUCAUCGAUGACACGGACGUGGACGAGAACGAGGAGCGCCUGCGGGCCCCGCCCCCGCCCUCCCCCAACCAGAACAACAACGCCAUAGACAGCGGCGUCUACCUGACUACGCGCGGCACCAAGUCAGCUACCUCGUCAGUGUUUUCUUCCCGCCCCGGGAGCCCGCUCCACAGCGUGGAGACGUCCCUCUAAGCAGAACUGCUCUCGGCACGGCACGCGCACUCCCCGCACACACACGCACCCGGGCGGGCCGGGCGAGGGCACCGGCCACGAGGAGGGCCCGCCAGGCCGCUGAAGAUGCUCCAAGGCACCUGCCAGAAGCCAAUGCAUUCUAGGCUUCUUACUCAGGAGGACCAGGAAGGGGAAGGAGGAGGAAGGAGAGACCAAGAACAGUCGUGUUCCCCCCUUUUUCUAUGGAAGCUUUUUUAAACGAACACUGUAAUUCCACCAGAUGUUCCCUGUUUGGGCUGUGCAGUGCGGCAGAGGGCCGGUUUCGGUUUAUCGAGAGCUUCGCGGCACCUGCUGCAGAGCAGUUGGCUCAACAGGUACAAGAGGCGAGCACCGCUCUGCAGGAAGGAUGCUCCCACCCAGAUGGUCCACCGGCCCAGCACCCCCUCCCCAGGACGCGUGCAGUCAGCCUGUGUGUGCAUGUGUGCGUAGCCACGUGUGUGCGCGUAUAGACGUGUACGUGCACGUAGGACCAGAUGCAUAUCUAAAGAAUAAGGAACUACUUAACGGCAUGAUAUUUCCAUUUCUCUUAUCGGGUGUUUUCAUUUUGAGAUUUCAUUAUUUAUCGCGGCAGGGUUUUUUUCAGGGAACUAGACUGCAAGAAUAUCCUUCUGGUUGCUUGGGACGCGCCUCCCCCGCACUGCUCCCCUCCCGCCAGUCCCCUCCAUCCUCCGUACUAACGGUUACAGUUGAAACAGUAGGAACAUUUGCACUUUGAGACCCCUGCCUAUAGAGAAAAAAACACCAUUCGAUGGAAUUUUUAUUGAAAAGGAAAAUACCAAAGUAUUGACGAGAAUGAUUCCCUCCAGUAGGCCGAAGGGGGAGUUUUGCUUUCGGUUUCCUUUGGUUCCAACUCCAAUUCCAAGUCCUGAAAUCUGGCCAGUGGGUAGGAUUUCUUUGUCAGAGUCCCAACUUCAAGAGCACGAAGCCAGGCCACCUGCCAUGCCUGACCUCCUGGGAUGAUCCGGAAUCCCCAGAGCAGGCCCAGGAGAGCCAGGUCCACGGGUGGAGGUGGGGAAGAAUGCAGAGAGUCAGAAAGAAAGCGGAGACAGACGCUCCAUCCAAACCCAGGAGGAGCCGGCACGGCCGCAGCGCAGACCCCAGCCCCCUGGGCGCCUCCACCUGGACUCCCGCUCUGCUUUGGCAAAUGCCAAGAAGCUGUCGCUGAGACGCCCAUAAAGCGACUGGGAAAAGUUCUCAGUCACCACCCGCAAAGCGCUCUUCGGAUCCUGAUGUUCUCGUUCAAGGACAACUGUGACCCACAAGGGCAUGGAUUUGGGUCUGCAGCCGCCUACGGCGACCUUGGGGAGGCCAAGCCCCUGGGAGCGACGGUCCCUCGUCUCUGUUGCUGUAAUGGAGAGUGCGGAAGGCUGAGGAGGUCAGCUCUGCCACGUCAUCGGCUGAGCACCUGGUCUGCAGGUGGGGAGAGCUGGGCCUGGGCUCCCCAGACGGUUCCCUCGGGAGCCUCUCCUGGCAGUGUGGGCACGCGGCGUGCCAAGCCUCAGUUUUCCUCGAAUGCGUGACAACCGGGGUGGGAAAUGCAGAAAAAGCAGAGGUUCUUUUACCUUCAGAAUUCUUCUGUCUCACAUUUUGCAGGGAGGAGGUUGGGGUCCAGCCACGGCUAGUACAGGUGCCUGUCGCUUGGGCCUGGGGCUGAGCCGCUGGGGGACAGCUGGGAGCUGAGGGGUGGAGGGGCUCGCUCAGCAGUUGAGCAGCAGCUGGACCAGUGGCAAGGCUGGUUCGCCCAUCCCGUGCCCAUCCCACAGCCCCUGGCCAGGGCUCGCCUUGCCUCCACUUGUGUCUGUGUGCCUCCGGGCAGGCGGCGUCCCAAGCGUGCUCGGUCCCCACUGUUAACAUUAAUGCCAUGUCACCCCGGGCAAAGGAAUUUCGGUUAGAAAAGCAAAUCCCACUUCAAAUGCCAGCUACCGAUAACUUAAAGCCAUCCCUUUCUUCCAAAGGGCACAUUGAGAAUGUUACCCAUUUGUAAAUUGUUCCCUAAUGUCCUUGUUUAAACAACAACAAACAGGGCAACUCAAUUUGUUGAGGGUCUGUGUGUUCUUAAACAAGAACUGAAAUUGGAAAUGUUUAAAUUGAAGAAUAUACACUGAGUAAUGCUAUGCUCACGGGCUUCUUUUCAUCCUCUGUUGUAGACACAAAGCCUUGCUGCUGCUGUCCAAAGUUGCCUCCUGUACACGGCGAUUGUUUAGUCCCUAGGUUGCCUUUCCAUGGGGUGUGGGGUGCAGAUCGCUGCUCUCAUUUCUGUGCGUCUUCAGGCCAGGGGCCCUAUCUCGUUGGGAAGCCCCUCUCUCUAAAGCAUUAUCUUAUAUGGAAUGGCUUGGUCAACUGUGUUCAGUUAUUAAAUCUGUUUUACGUUUUUAUCUGCCUGUUAUAAAGAUGAACAAAAAUAUCUUAAUGAGGAAGACCACAGAUGCAUAAUAAUUUAAAGUCUGUAGUUGAAUUUCCUAAUUUAAAGAAUAGACCAAAAUUUCUGUGUAUUGAAAAAAAAAAUGAAAGGC
This is a messenger RNA of Delphinapterus leucas (beluga whale), 6696 nucleotides long. RefSeq names its product ATPase plasma membrane Ca2+ transporting 3 (gene ATP2B3). Gene Ontology annotation, molecular function: ATP binding; PDZ domain binding; P-type calcium transporter activity. NCBI's taxonomy places the organism in Eukaryota, Metazoa, Chordata, Mammalia, Artiodactyla, Monodontidae. Gene Ontology annotation, cellular component: plasma membrane; intracellular membrane-bounded organelle. Gene Ontology annotation, biological process: calcium ion transmembrane transport; regulation of cytosolic calcium ion concentration. The record is from RefSeq and is a predicted model, not a curated record.